AGGGGGUGGCGGCGGGGAGAGCGGGGCGCAUGCGCAGAGCGAGGGAGUGGCGGAAGUGAAGCGGCGGCGGAGGAGAAGGAGGCGCCAUGCAGGCGCUGGCCGUCGCCGCCCGGCUCUGCGGGCCGGAGCUGGAGCGCUACGGGCGCUGCGUGGCCGCGAGCCCCGGGAGCUGGCACCGGGAUUGUCACCAGCUGUCCCUGCGCGUCACCGAGUGCACCUCCAGCCACCCCCUGGUGCGCCGGAUCCGCCGCGACUGCUCCGACUCCUUCGGGGCCUUCGAGCGCUGCCUGCGGGAGCGGCCGCGCGGCGCCGCCGAGUGCGGGCCCCACGUCGGGCGCUUCCUGCUCUGCGCCCAGGGCGUGGCCCAGGGGGACACGCCCACGGACACGCCCGGGGACACGCCCAGGGACACGCCCGGGGACGCCCAGGGGGAGACGCCCAGGGAUACAACUGGGGACACGCCCAGGGACACGCCCAGGUACACCCAGAGGGACACGCCCAGGGACACGCCCAGGUACACCCAGAGGGACACGCCCGGGGACACGCCCAGGAACGCCCAGGGGGACACGCCCGGGGACACGCCCAGUGCCACACCCAGGAACACCCAGAGGGACACGGAUGGGGACACGCCCAGGGACACGCCCAGGAACGCCCAGAGUGCCACGCCCAUGGACACGCCCAGGAACACCCAGAGUGCCACGCCCAGGAACACGCCCACUGUCACGCCCAGGAACGCCCGGAGUGCCGCACCCAUGGACACACCCAUUGCCACGCCCAUUGCCACGCCCACAGGGAAUCCCUGGAAUUAAAACCACGCCGGGAAAACCUCGGAACCUUCCGGAAUCUCCUCCCAAAGCCUGGGAAUUGCCCCUCUGGAAAAGGAGCCCCCCUGGGAUGUUUUGCCCCAAUUCCCUGCGGAUUCCCGAGCUUUUAUCCCCAAAAUUGGAGGAAGAAAUAAAAAUUCCAGCGGGGUCUCCCCAGGAAUCUUCGGGAUGGGACCAAAAAUUUGU
This is a messenger RNA of Vidua chalybeata, 1010 nucleotides long. It is a transcript of the gene CHCHD5, whose product is annotated as coiled-coil-helix-coiled-coil-helix domain containing 5. The transcript has 5 exons. Lineage: Eukaryota; Metazoa; Chordata; Aves; Passeriformes; Viduidae. Bases 87 to 809 code for a protein of 240 amino acids. The record is from RefSeq and is a predicted model, not a curated record.